UUCAGUCUGGCGUUUUCCUAAGCAAGAGAGAGGGUGAGGGAGUGGGAGAGAAAAAAAAGACACAUUUUUUUUCUAUUGCAGUGGAGGCUAACGAACGACCACUGCGAUUUCUUUUUUUUUUAAUUGGCUGAAAACGGGAUUGAAUUGAAUUCGAUCGGAUUUGGGUUUGUGGAUAGCCGACUAGGGCUAAUUAUCUGCGGUUUAAUUACAGAAUAAAAGGCUGGUUCAGACAAUGUCCAGGGAAAAACAUGGUUUGGAAGAGGGGUAUUGUCAAACGUCCCCUCCCCCCUACAUGCCAUGCCAGGACGUCACCUCCUCUAACGGGGUCCAGCUUCAGCCUCACUACCCUGCGCCAGAGGGCUAUGCACAGGGGGACUUCCCCCCUCCCCAGAGCUCUCAGGGGUACACUGUGCAGACCCAGGGGGGGUCAGGGGUGGAUGGGCCCCCAGCAGGCUACGUUCAGCCUGGGUACCCCUUGCAGCUUCAGCCCUGCACAGCCUACCUGCCUGUCUACCCCAUUGGAGGAGCUGAGCAGUCUUACCUCCCUGGCAGUGGCCCCCAGCCCCCUGGCAUGGUGCAGGGGCAGGUGCCGAUGCAGUUCCCCCCGGGGAUUGCUCUGAUGGAAUCUCGGCGCCCACCUCACGAUUACCUGCCCAUCGCUGUGCUCACCACAGUCUGCUGCUUCUGGCCCACUGGUAUCAUCGCCAUCAUCAAAGCAGUACAGGUGCGGUCCGCGGUUGCCCGUGGCGACAUGGUCUCCGCGGAGAUUGCUUCUCGGGAGGCGAGGAACUUCUCAUUCAUCAGCCUGGCGGUGGGCAUCUCCUCCAUGGUGCUGUGCACCAUCCUCAUCGUGGUGAUCAUUAUAGCCUCCCGGCACGAUGAGUGGGAGCCUUAGCUGCAGAGCGACCCCAGCCCCCUCUCCACCCCCCUCCCGCUGACUGCACCCCUGUCCCUGGCAUCUCGGCUUACGCUUCUCCACAAGCUGGAACAGGAUCCUGGCUCCGUGUCCUAACCUGGUUAGGCAGCUUCUUGCUCCAUUGCUCCACAGGCUAGAAUAGGAUGUUGACAGUUGUUUGGAAGCCAGUUUCCUAAUCUCCAUGAUGCCCCUGUCUAGUCUAGCCAGAGAACCACAGCAAGCCAACAGCAAGCCUACCCUCACUCUCCCUGCUGUUUCUGCUGCUCCCUCUUAUCGUUAGGAAACUCCACUCUCUGUUGACCAUCUUGGAUCUUGUGUCUCCAUAGGCUAGAACAGGAAUCUGAGUCAACGAUUUGAGCCAUGAUGGAGUCAGUUUCCUAGUCGCUAUGAGAGAAUCAGAAAAUGUAACAAGCACACCUUCUUUUGUCUUGCCUACAACCUCACAGCUUCCUCCUUUUAUUGUUGACUGGACUACAGUAUCCAGAAUCCUCCAGCUGAUUCUUCUUUUGCUUGGUGUAAUCCUGCAUCACACAAGCAGUCUUGUCUUUCCUUCGUAGGGUUAUUUCCCAAACAUUCCGAUCGUUCGGGUGCAGCAUGAGCAGUGAAGAGUGCUGGUUAGAGAGUAAGGAAUAAAGAGAGUGUGGUUCAGAUGUAGGGUGUAGGGCAGGGGGUGUCAAACUCAGUUCCUGGAGGGCCGCAGUGUCUUGAGGCUUUCGUUCCACCCGAGCUCUCAAUUACUUAAUUGGUCAAAUUAUUGAUUAAUUGGACACAUUGUCCAGUCCUCACAGUGUUUUAUAGGUAGUGUACCUUGAAUCAAAAUGCAUUUAAGUCAUCAGCUGUAACAGACCUUGAAAAAAUAUCCAAUUUAACAAGUAAUUGAUCGAAUAUGUUAAUUGAGAUCUAAGUUGGAAUGAAAACAAGAAGUCUUGCAGUCCUUGUUCACUGGAAUUUGCAGGGGUGAAGGAUGAAGGGUGAAGAUUAGGUGCAGGCUGUAUGAGACCUUUUCUUAGUGCCUCACCUGUUUACACACAAAUAUAUAAAUAUACACUGCCUGGCCACUUUACUAGGGUCUGUAACGAACAGUGGGUUCAAGGUGCUGGAAGGUGUUGUUUCAUCAAUACUUCAGACUUGACAAGCCUCUCUAUCUUCCCUCACUCCAUCACCAACUGUUUGCGAUCACUCAGCCCUUGUUUCUUCCGUUGUUGAUACACUCUGAUAACCAGUGUCUUGGAGCAGCCGACCUACAAGCCUGUCCUGGUUACUGUGACACGUGCUUGAGGUUCACAUGCUGUCAUGCCUGUUUCCGAUGCUGCUGGAUCUUUCCAUAUUUCUGGUAGAAUUUCUGCAGUUGGGCUGCUCCCACAUCAUAAUAUAGCAUAAUAUAUCAUUAGCAUUAUAUAGUGCUCACAUCAAAUGAUCAACUUCAUUUUCACCUCUAGUUCAGGGUGUUGCUGAUUUCAUUUGGGUAGGUUCUAAUAAGGUGGCCAGCAGUAUAAUUACAGUAUAUAUGCAAAUGUGCAAUAGUCUUAGACAUGUUGCAUUUUUGUAGACUGAUGCAUUAUG
Molecule: messenger RNA, 2479 nt
Organism: Polyodon spathula (Mississippi paddlefish)
Lineage: Eukaryota; Metazoa; Chordata; Actinopteri; Acipenseriformes; Polyodontidae
Product: proline-rich transmembrane protein 1-like
Exons: 4
Coding region: 233-895 (220 amino acids)
Cellular component (GO): membrane
Source: RefSeq, a predicted model, not a curated record